AUGAAUACUCAAAAUAAUGUUACUCAAGUCAUUAGAAUUGAUGGAAUGGGAUCUGACCCAAAUGUUCUUCCAUCAGAAUUUGAAGUUCGUGUUUUAACAGAAGAAUACGUCCAACAGACAGCCCUUGCUCUUGCCAUGAUUUUUGCUCAAGAAGAACCUUUGGCUAUUGGCACUUCUACUACUCCAACAGCUUAUUUCCCGUACGCAGUUGGAUAUGUUAAGAGAUGUGCUCAAGGUGGCGUUUCACACAUUGCUGUUGAAAAGAAUUCAAACAUGGUUGUUGCAUUCCACUUGUGUAGUGAUGACAAUGAUUGGGAAGAACCACAUUCUUCAGAUGAAGGUAUUUUGCUUCAUUUGAAAUUGUUGGAUGAUUUACAUGAUCUCUAUCACAAUCAAUUGAAGCGAACCAACAAUACUCAUGAAUUGGAAAAGAAAACUUUAAAGAUUUGUUCUGUUGGAUCAUAUGGAUUUGCCAGACAAUCUGGACUUGUCAAGAAAAUGUUCACUGCAUCAAUGGAUUUGGCAAGAAAAUUAAACUAUGAACAAAUUAUGGUUGAAUGUACUGGAUUUGCCUCUCAAAGACUCUAUGCCAAAGUAGGAUUUGUGGAAGUUGCCAGACUUUACUAUGAUAACUAUGAAGUUGUCGAUUAUAUUCCAGGUGAAAACGGUGCCAAGAUUGAAAGAAUUAGAAAGCCUUUCAAAACAAUUCCAGCCACUUGUGGAGAUUGUUGUAAUCUCAUGAAAAUGGUUUUAUAA
Naegleria gruberi is the source of this 756-nucleotide messenger RNA. RefSeq lists its product as uncharacterized. The transcript has a single exon. The coding region runs from base 1 to 756 and encodes 251 amino acids. The record is from RefSeq and is a predicted model, not a curated record. NCBI's taxonomy places the organism in Eukaryota, Heterolobosea, Eutetramitea, Acrasida, Naegleriidae.